AUGCACUUUCCAUUAUAUCAUUUUUUUUUUCAAUUUUGCAUAUUUCUACUGUUUGCCAGGCAAUAUCUUCCUUUUUCUUUUUCUUUCUUUGCACACUAUCAGCAUUUGAUUUCUUUCUCUGUCUAUAACUUUUCAUCUGCUUUUGUUUUUCUGAUUCCUGAAAUUCUCUCUCUCUCUCUCUCUCUCUCUCUCUCUCUCUCUCUCUCUCUCUUUCUUUGGCUUUCCUCACUUGUCUGUUGCAGAUGUCAUCGUUAUAUAUUCUUCCCUUUUCUCAUCAAUCCUUGUCUACUUUAUUUCUCUUUUUUCCUGACUUCAUUUCCUUCUAUUUUGUAUACCAUUUUCCAUCAUGUCUGCUUUAUUUCUCUCUUUUCGUUUUCUUUACUUAUGUCCUACUUUUCCCAUUUUUCUUUUCUUUCUUUCUUCCUUCUCUCUUCAAUUUACCUUUUCCUUUUUAUUUCUCUGUUUCUUACCUGUAUCCAGUUUUCUUAUUUAUUGCUUCUGUUUCGUUUUCUUUAUUUUAUAUUUGAAAUUAUAUUUAUUUUUAUAAUUGUUUCUUCUUUUCUUCGUGAUUUUUCUUUUCUUUUCCUUCUUUUUCCUGCCACUUCCCUUUUUUCCUUCUUGCAGCCAUUUCUACCAUUCGACUUUCACCACCUUUCUCUCUUGGGGACUGUUGGCAUAUCAACAAAAGUGGUCAGCCCUGCUGGCCGUAGAGAUUCGGCCGACGGUAACCAGACCAAUUCCUCCCUUUCCAGCUUCAUUAAAUCUUUUUCUGUCUCAGACGGCCACUGUAAUACCUUACGUCUUCAAGCAAUCAGAAAAACCUAUUCCCCUGAUCAUUGCUUCAGCCAAAAACCAUUUCCUCUUGCCGUACAUACUUGCCAACCUUCUUUCAGCUAA
Acanthosepion pharaonis is the source of this 897-nucleotide messenger RNA. Lineage: Eukaryota; Metazoa; Mollusca; Cephalopoda; Sepiida; Sepiidae. The record is from the annotation of a GenBank genome assembly.